AUGAACACUUUUGUGAGCGAAGUGAAAAACAUCGAUGUCAAGUUACAUGUUCCACGGUCUCAUUCCCACCGCAAGUAUCAACUCGUGGAGUUGUCUAAUGGACUUCGAACGUUUUUGAUAAAUGAUAGGAGCAGCGAUCUCUUUUCCGCUGCCAUGAUAGUCGGCAGUGGUUCUGCUAAUGACCCAGAUGAAUCUCUUGGCCUUGCUCAUCUAUGUGAGCACAUGUUGUUUUUAGGAACACGAACAUAUCCAAUUCCUAACCAUCUUAAUCAAAUCGUAUCUUCGGCAGGUGGCUUUACCAACGCUUACACUACGAUGGAGCAUACAUGCUACCACUUCGAGCUCUCGUCGUUUGCAAAGUCAACAGAUGAAACAGUGUUUAUCAUUGACCAAGUUCUUGAUAUUUUUUCGUCAUUUUUCAAAUGCCCAUUGUUCAAGGAGAAAUACAUCAAGGGAGAAAUUAAUGCUGUGGAAGAAGAGCAUCGAGGGAAUACGGAAGACAUGAACAGAAUAAUUUUCCACGCCCUUCGUCUUCUUGCAUCUCCAAACCAUGCCUUCCAUCGCUUUGGAACAGGCAACAAGGAUACGUUAAGUGCUCUCGGCACGAAGACCUUGCAGAGGUAUUUACGUGCAUACUUCCAACGCUUCUACACUACACGGAAAAUGGUACUUGUUUUGAAAGGCCCCCAAUCGAUAAAUCACCUCAAGAAGCUUUUGGUAGCUCACUUCUCCGACUUGGUGAUAACCUCACUUGACCACUGGAGGGGAUCAAAUUCCUCCUUCGUUUCUGAUCAUGACAUAUACUUCAGCCCCCAGCUUUAUGGAUAUUCCGACACUCCUCUUUUUCUGCCUACGACGAAGGCUAUCUUUCUCAAGGUUCCCAAGGACACACUUCUAAGACUAUGUUAUCCAUCGAAACAUAUUUUUGACACAGCAGGUAUUGGGCGGCUCAAGAGCUUGAUUUGUAAUCUAAUUGGCGACGAGUCCAUGAACACAGUUUGCGAUUACUUAAAACGCAAAAAGGGAUGGGCCACAGACAUCAUGGUAUUCUGCCAAAACACGUUCAUGAAUGAUGAUGUGCUUGUGGUUGAUAUCGGCUUGACACCAUUAGGUUUGAAAAACCUUCCUCAAGUGAUCGAUACACUCCAUUACUUCGUCAACUAUACUGUUGUAAGGGCAAACAUAUUCGAUUUGGAAAAAGUGGCUAGUGACUUGCUUGAUCUUGAAGAAACUCUAUUUUUGCAAAGAAAUGUCGAGGCAUGCUUCGUUGAUGAAAUUUGCGACUAUGGUGAGAAAAUUGAAAAAGGGGACCUAGCACUUCCAGACAUAGUUCGUGGGUACGGAGAUUUGCUUGAAGACGGGAGUCGGCUCAAAACCGUGCAACAACUACGAAAAGCGUUCAUAGAAUGCUUCACCGAAGAAAACGUACGUAUAAUCGUGGCGCAUAAGGAUCUCACUCCACUCAACCACUUCAAGAAAAAUAUGGAAGAUUACGAAAUAGCCACUGAUUCGUACUAUCAAUAUGAGUUCGUAAAGAUAACGGAAUCAACACCAAUGACUUUCAUUAAUUUGGACCUUGACUUGGGUCUUGAACUACCAACUAUCUCCUCAAAUCUCAAAGAGCUGGUUGAAAACUCGAGAAAAAGGGGUAAUAGUAACGAUCCUGAUGAUAACGAUGAUGUUGGUUUUGUGAGAGGUAUGAGAGCCAAAGAAAACCAUCCAUGCCUAGUUUGGUUUGAUGAGGCUGCGGAGAUAUGGCAAAUUGACCCUGAUGGUGAGGAUCAAGAGUCGAUUUACAUCACUGUGACCUUUCACCUUCGUGAAAUCGAAAAAUCACCCGAGAAUAUUGUGGGAAUAGAGCUAGUUGCAGAAAUCGUCGGAGAAGAGCUACGAUACAAGCUUUAUCACUAUGAGCUCUUGGGUCACACAUGGGGGUUUUUCGUCAAUGUAACUGGUGAACCCUCAAUACUCGUAUCGGUUUCAGGGCCAAAGAGCAGCAGUGUGACGUUGUUGCAAAUCAUACUUGAUCAGUUACGAAUGCGGAUUGGCUGCAAGGAAAAGAUUGCAUAUCAACAGUUCAAACGGGCUAGAGUGAACACAAGAAAAAGAAUAGAAGAAACGCAAAGUGCAACUGGUUUGAGGAAGGUUUUCUCUGCAGCCUACCUUAUUAUUGAGAAGGAUUUGAUCACUCCAAAUCAAAAACUUGAAGCAUUGGAACUUUAUGACACGGACAGCUUGACAACACUUUCUGAACAAUUAUUGAGAUUAAAGCCAUUUACACAGCUUUUAUUUGAAGGAGACAUCGACGACGAAGAACGUACAAAAAUUAUUGACGCAGUCUCCCUAGGGGAAAAUCAAGUUGCUUCAUAUAACGUACUAGCCAAACAAAGUCAUGCGUCCAGCUACUUUCUUCCCGAUGGACGAAAUUUAAUGUUUUCACUGCAAGGAGGCACAGAUGAUACGGCAAACACUGUAUUUUACUAUUUACAGCUUGGGCCCAGGAAUGAUCUUGAAGUAUAUGCUUGGGGCCGUUUGUUCGAACAUUAUCUCUCACAUACAGCAUUAAACGAGCUACGAACAAAGCGACGUUUAGCUUACAUGGCUUUUACAGGGAUGAAGUUUUUUCGCCAAUCCUUUGGAAUUCACAUCACGAUUCCUAGUGGAGAAUUUGAUUGUCACCGACUAGCUGACGAGAUAGAAGGGUACUUGUGGCGCUUGGAGCAAAACCUAAACCAACUCACCGAAGAGCGUUUUAAAAGUGAAAUUUUGGAACCAUUCAUUCAAGCCCUCGACCAGAAUGCCAAUCACAUCAAUACCCCCUCGGGCUUAUUUCUGACACUACAGCCUGUGCAAGGCUCGGGAGAUAAACCAGAAACUGCGGAAUUCAUGGCACAUUGGAGCAGGGUCGAUCAGAUAAUAAACGGCACAUAUCGCUUCGGAGGGACGGUAUGUGAAGAGCCGGUCAACAAGAAUUUCCUUCAAAAUCUCUCGUUGGAAACAUUCUUACAAUAUGUCCGAACAUUUAUUUCCGUGAAAUCCCCUCAAAGAUCAUGUCUCAUUGUCGCUAAUGCUGCAGGGACUCAGCUGUACGAAGCCUGUAAGUCGCAAUUUGCAACCAUUAUACAUCGUCAACUCCGAGAAGGGGACGUUAACAUCACUCACACUAAAGUGACCAGCUUGCUCGAAGCUUGCAGAGACCAAGAGGGCUUCACUGACUUACCAGUACUUCUCAAGGAGUAUAUCAAGGAGAGUAAACAGAAUUCCAAGUUGGUAAAAUUGGCAUUCAAAAGAUUCGCUACCUCCAUAGUGCGAGGUGCAACGUCCAAAAUUUCCGCUCGGCCAAUUGCAAGGUUCGACACCCAUCCAAUAUCCAACAAGACGGAAUUCACCAAUUAUAAAGAUAUACAAAACCUAUGCUAUGUGGGGAAGCGGAUUUGCUGGCACGAUAAAAUCCUCAGCUUAGAAAGCAUAGCGCAGGGCUAG
Molecule: messenger RNA, 3483 nt
Organism: Candidozyma auris
Lineage: Eukaryota; Fungi; Ascomycota; Pichiomycetes; Serinales; Metschnikowiaceae
Gene: AXL1
Product: Axl1p
Exons: 1
Coding region: 1-3483 (1160 amino acids)
Biological process (GO): peptide catabolic process
Cellular component (GO): cytosol; mitochondrion
Molecular function (GO): metalloendopeptidase activity; metal ion binding
Source: RefSeq, a predicted model, not a curated record